Orycteropus afer afer is the source of this 1173-nucleotide messenger RNA. RefSeq names its product immunity-related GTPase family M protein 1-like. The record is from RefSeq and is a predicted model, not a curated record. Gene Ontology annotation, biological process: cellular response to interferon-beta; defense response. Gene Ontology annotation, molecular function: GTP binding; GTPase activity. Lineage: Eukaryota; Metazoa; Chordata; Mammalia; Tubulidentata; Orycteropodidae. Gene Ontology annotation, cellular component: endoplasmic reticulum membrane.
CGUGCCCCACUCUCUGCAUCCUUCCCCUCUGUGGUACCUUACCACACGGGUUGGAACAUUUCACCAGAGGAAGGGGCCAUGAGCCUAGAGAAGGCCUUAGCAGAUGGGAAGUUGCUGGAGGUGAUCUCUAUGGUUAGGGAGACUAUGAAGACAGCAUCCAGCACCCCAGUGAACAUUGCUGUGACAGGGAACUCUGGCAAUGGCAUGUCUACUUUCAUCAAUGCUCUGCGGGGCAUUGGGCAUGAGGAAGAGGACUCAGCUCCCACUGGGUUGGUGAGAACCACCCAAACACGUGGCUCCUACUUGUUCUCCUGUUUUCCAAAUGUGGUACUCUGGGACCUUCCUGGCAUGGGGACUUUAUCCCAGAGCCUAGAGGACUAUGUGUUGGAAAUGGAGUUCAGCCAGUAUGACCUCUUCAUCAUUAUUGCAUCUGAACAGUUCAGCAUGAAUCAUGUGAUGCUUGCCAAGACCAUGAAGAGGAUGGGAAAGAAAUUUUAUAUUGUUUGGACCAAACUGGACAGGGACCUCAGCACAAGUCACUUCAGGGAGGGACAUCUCUUGAAAAAUAUCCAAGAAAGUAUCCUGGAAAAUCUCCAGAAGGAGCAGGUAGAUGAACCCCCCAUAUUCCUGGUUUCCAGCCUCGAUCCUUUAUUGUAUGACUUCCAAAAGCUUAGGGACACAUUGCAAAUGGACAUCAGCCAUAUAAAAUACAAUGGUCCUCUUCAGAUGCUGUCCUACACCUGUGAGAAGGUCAUUAAUGACAAAGUGAUCUCCCUGAAGAAGAAAAUGGCCACACACUCUUUACAGGACACCGUUGGCAUCUGGGAUCCAGAUGAUUCGAUGGAAUCUUUGAACACCUACAGAAUGCUGUUUGGUGUAGGUGAUGAAUCUGUAGAGCAGAUGGCACAAAGAAUGAAAACAGCCACUGUGCACUAUAUGGCCCUCAUCAAAUCCCAGAAUCUGCAGACUCUCAGAAGAAGUGAUUGUAAACUAAGGUUCUUGACUUGUAGAGUCUUUAAGGCAUUCCUCAACUUUCUUCGCUACACCCCACUCUUAGGUAACCCUGUCAUUCGCUACUUCAGAUUGAUGAAACACAAAUGCAUCCUUGAGUUAGUUGCCAAGGACACCAAGACCAUUCUGGGGAAAGUCCUGAAAGACUCCAUCCCAGACUGA